This is a messenger RNA of Hemisphaericaspora subhashii, 3519 nucleotides long. RefSeq names its product poly(A)-specific ribonuclease. The record is from RefSeq and is a predicted model, not a curated record. The coding region runs from base 1 to 3519 and encodes 1172 amino acids. The transcript has a single exon. Gene Ontology annotation, cellular component: P-body; PAN complex. Gene Ontology annotation, molecular function: nucleic acid binding; protein binding; poly(A)-specific ribonuclease activity. Gene Ontology annotation, biological process: nuclear-transcribed mRNA poly(A) tail shortening; mRNA processing. NCBI's taxonomy places the organism in Eukaryota, Fungi, Ascomycota, Pichiomycetes, Serinales, Debaryomycetaceae.
AUGGAUAGUUGGAGUGAAAUAUCGCGAAUACCAGUCACUUCAUGGUCUAAUGGUGGCCCAUUGGUAGAUGCACCCAAUGUUACCUCACUACACUUCGAUAAUAGUCAAAACUUAAUUUGGUGUGGUGAUGCCAAUGGAUGUACUCGUUCAUUUACCAGUUCUACAAGUUCAGGAUCAUUAAAUCCUUAUCAAACCAAUUUACAAUUAUUUCCUUAUACAAAGUUCACAACAGCUCCUAAGAGAACGCCUGUUAUUCAACAUUUAUCACAUAGAGAUGGAAUUUUAUCCUUACUGAAAAACCAUUUGAAUUUCUCUCAUAGACGUGGUAUACCAAAAUUGGACAUUUCUGCUGAUUCAUUCACCGAAAAUGGAGAUUUAUUCAGUAAUUUAAAUACUAUGACAUACAAUUGUAAUUCAUUAAAUGACGUUGUUUUAGGAGCAAACUUAUCAUUAUUGAAAUUAGACUUGAAUAAAUCAAACAUACUAUCAUCUUUCAAUCACGAUGGUGGUAUUUCUUUGAUAAAUAAUUCAUCGAAAUUAUUAACACUUGGUAGAAAUAAUGGAUCAUUGGAGUUAUUCGACCCAAUCUCAAAUUCAUCAGUAAAGACAUUCAAUUCACAUAAUGGAUUUAUAUCUGAUAUGGACGUUAGAGGACAUUAUAUCGCCACAUGUGGAUAUUCCGUCAGACCUAAGAGGUAUCAUCACCAUCAGCAUCAAAUGGGUGCUCAAACGAAUGAUUAUAUGGUAGACCCAUUGGUUAAUAUCUAUGAUACAAGAAUAAUGAGAGCAAUUGCACCAGUUCCAUUCCCAGCUGGGGCAACCUCUGUCCGUUUUCAUCCAAAAUUACCUAAUAUUGUCAUAAUAUCUUCCAACACAGGUCAAAUUCAAUUUGUUGAUAUUUUUGAUCAGACCAAUGUAUACUUAUAUCAAGCUGAUUUAUCACCAACGGGACCCAAUCAAGGUAAUAAACCUCCACAAUUGUCCAAUCUUGAAAUUAGUGAUAAUGGAGAUUUCUUAUUGUUUAAUGAUAGUUAUUCCAAUAUGCAUUUAUGGUCCAUAACCAAUACGGGAACAAGUAGCAAAGAUUUUGUGAAUUUCCCCAAACCGAUCGAUCAACCAGAUGUCAUUGAGACUCCAAUUGUGGAUAAGAUUGGCGUUGAUGAUAUUGUUCCCUUGUCUUGUAUAGGUAUGCCAUAUUAUAAGGAUCUUUUGUUAUCGAACUAUGCCUCAGAUUUGAAGUUUACCAAAGAGUUAGCUAGGGUACCAGAAAAGAUAGAUAUUGAUUUAAUUAUCGAAUGUGAGAAGAAUCCAGGCAGAUUUAUUAGGUAUGACAAGGCAAAAUAUGGACCUCGAAAUAUAGUGAAGAAAUUUGAAUCUUUGAAUGACAAGAAUUCACAAUUGCCGAAGUUUAUAAGUGAGCGAAAGAAUGGAAAUGACGAAGAAAAUCAGGAUGCUGAAUCACAAGUGGUUGAUGAAAGUAUAUUCCAAUUUAAGAAUACAUCUCCUGCAAGAGUGCCGAAUUGUUAUUCAAGGUUACAAAUUCAAUAUUCUCGAUUUGGGGUAAGGGAUUUUGAUUUCAAUUAUUAUAAUAAAACUGAAGGGUUGUAUUGUGGAUUGGAGAAUCAUACUGACAAUUCAUAUAUAAAUUCAUUAUUGCAAUUAUAUCGAUUCCAACCUUUAUUCUUUAACAAAAUCGCAAACAAUUUAUUGAAUGAAUGGUUACCCAAUGAUAUCGAAACCAUCUUGACUAGAAAAAAUCCAGAAGGGUCUUCCAUAUUGACUGAGUUAGGAUAUUUAUUCGAUAUGAUGCACAAAGCAAAGGAUAACAACGUUAAGAUCUAUAAUUUUUCACAAGUUAUGAAUCAUAAUCAAGAAGCGAAUAUACAAAAUUUGAUUAAUUGCAAUGAUAUGAAGAAUUUGAAUUCACAAGAGGUUAGAAAUUUAAUUAUCAGCUUUAAUAAUUUCUUACUUAAUCAAAUAAAUCAAGAUUUACAUAUCCAAUCAAAUGAUUCCUUAGGUAAAUUUAUGCAAAUAAAUUAUGAAAUUGAAAUCCGAGGCAAUGCUCAUUCUUGUCCUAUAUUUGAUAAGAAGUAUGGAUCGAUGUUUAGUUUGGACUUAGUCACUCCUCCUAGUAAUAUGUUAACGAAGAUGAGUAUUCUAAUCAAUCCCGCAUUGAAUACUCAACCACCACCACCUCCGACUAUGGCAAAUAUCAGAAAGAAUUUAAAUAUCUUAACCUAUUUGGAAUAUUCCAUGAAUCAAUUCAAAACCAUCCCAUGUCAACAACAUCAACACGCAUAUCCACAUAAUUUAGAAAUUAAAACAUUGAUAAGCAAUCUACCACCAUUGUUGGUAUUGAAUGUAAAUCUUUCAAAUCAAGAAUUUAAAUUCAUAAAUGGAUUCAAAAAAUGGCUCGUUCCAGAAUUCUAUGCCAUCAAUCAAAUGGUUCAAACCAAUGGAAUAGCCGUGAAUAAGAUCAGUUUAAAACCAAUGAUUAGUCAGUUUGACAAAUUUUCACUUAAGUAUGACUUAUUGGGAUAUGUAUGUGAAAUCAGUGACAAAUCAGACUUGGAAAGAGGAGUACAUGGUUUAGUCACUUAUGUCAAGAUGAACGAUCAGUGGUAUUUAUUUAAUGAUUUCUUGGUCAUGCCGAUUCCAGAAGAAGAAGUGUUUAAUUUAACUUAUCCUUGGAAAAAACCAGUUAUUAUCAUGUAUCAAGAAAGUUCAGUUACAGAAGUUCCAUUUGAAUAUUUCCAAAGGGAUACAUUUAAUAAUUUACCUAAUUUGAAUUCAAAUAUACUUUAUCGUGAUCAUUUUGCAGGUGCAAUUCGAGAAGGAUAUAAGAAAGAAUAUGAAUUAUUGACCCGUGAGGAAGCACCUAGUCAUGGAACUUUGGUGGCUAUAGAUGCCGAAUUUGUGAGUUUGAAACCGGAAGAAUUAGAAGUUCGUUAUGAUGGAUCCAAGAAAUUAAUCACUCCUAAACAACUCUCGUUAGCUAGAAUCUCGGUAUUGAGAGGAGAUAAUGGACCCAAGCAAGGGAAAGCAUUCAUAGAUGAUUAUAUCGUACAUACUGCGGACAUUUAUGAUUAUUUGACAAACUUUUCUGGAAUUGAAGAAAAUGAUUUGGAUCCAACCAAAUCAUCUAAGAAUUUGGUAACGUUACAAACUACAUAUAGAAAACUUUGGUUGUUGGUAAAUUUGGGUGUUGUAUUUGUUGGGCAUGGAUUAUAUAAUGAUUUUAGAUGUAUUAACUUACAAGUUCCAUCAGAUCAAAUUAGGGAUACUGCCGAAUAUUUCUACAAGAGUGAUUUUAAACGUAAAUUGAGUUUGAAAUUCUUGGCAUAUGUGAUGUUGAAAGAAAAGGUUCAAACUAAUAAUCAUGAUUCUAUUGAGGAUGCAUACACCGCAUUGUUGUUGUAUAAGAAGUAUUUGGAAGUAACUGCAGUUGGUGAAUUUGAGAAUACGUUGAAUUACAUAUACUCCGAGGGACAACAGUUACGAUUCAGAGUUCCUGAAUAG